AUGAAGACCAUCAUUUGCGAUGAAGCACGGGCGCUGUAUGGGGAUCUCCUGAAACAGAACCUUGGAACAUCGAUGGAGGAGACAUCAGCAGACGCAUUUAAAGCCAGUCGCGGCUGGUUUGGUAAUUUCAAGAAGAGGAUUGGUGUUCAUAGCGUCGUCAGGUAUGGAGAAGCAGCAAGUUCUGACACAGAAGCAGCUGAAGAUUUCGUGCGUGAAUUCCGUCAGCUCAUCGCAACCGAGGGGUACAUCGCACAACAGAUAUUCAACUGUGAUGAAACUAUCCUUUUUUGGGAAAAAAUGGCCAGAAGAACCUACUUCACUGCAGAAGAGAAGAAAAUACCAGGUCACAAGCUUAUGAAAGAUAGGUUAACUCUCGCCGUUUGUGCCAAUGCGAAUGGAAACUUGAAGAUUAAGCCGCUCCUUGUCUACCAUUCCCAAAAUCCACGCGCGUUCAAGUUGCACAAAAUCCCGAAGGAGAAGUUGAAGAUCGUGUGGAGGGCAAACGUUAAAGCCUGCGUACGCAAUUCUUCUCUGAGCGGGUCUGUCUUGUCUUCGGACAAGCAGUGA
Molecule: messenger RNA, 567 nt
Organism: Octopus bimaculoides (California two-spot octopus)
Lineage: Eukaryota; Metazoa; Mollusca; Cephalopoda; Octopoda; Octopodidae
Product: tigger transposable element-derived protein 1-like
Source: RefSeq, a predicted model, not a curated record